UUAAAGGCGGAAGUAUUGCAUGUGUAAACAGAGGCACGGUGCGGCGAUGAUGAUAAUAAUCUCUAUAAGUUAGUUACAUGUAAACAGUGUUCCUGUUACAGUACAUUAUUGCUAUUUCUUUAUUUUUAUUAUUUUAUAUCAGACUCUGAGAGUGUCAGAAUGCUGAAAGCUGUAAUUCUCAUCGGAGGACCACAGAAAGGUACACGGUUCCGCCCACUCUCUUUUGAGGUUCCCAAACCACUGUUUCCUGUGGCAGGAGUUCCCAUGCUCCAGCAUCACAUUGAGGCCUGCACUAAGGUGCCGAACAUGAAGGAGAUCUUACUGAUAGGAUUUUAUCAGCCGAACGAAGAGCUGAACCGCUUCUUAUCUUCUGCACAGCAGGAGUUCAAAAUCCCAGUGAGGUAUCUGCAGGAGUAUGCAGCUCUGGGAACAGGAGGAGGGAUCUAUCACUUCAGAGAUCAGAUCCUGUCCGGUUCUCCUCAGGAGUUCUUCGUCCUGAACGCAGACGUGUGCUCAGAGUUUCCUCUGGAGGAUAUGCUGCAUUUCCAGAAGGAGCACGGAGACUCUAACAGCUUCAUCAUCCUUGCCACCACGGCCAACAGGAAGCAGUCACUGAACUACGGCUGCAUCGUGGAGAACGAACAAACCAGUGAGGUGCUGCACUAUGUGGAGAAGCCGAGUACAUUCGUCAGUGACAUCAUUAACUGUGGGAUUUAUCUGUUCACUCCGGAGAUCUUUCAGCACAUCGGAGCUGUGUUUCGGAAAAACCAGCAGGAUGUGAUGCUGUAUCCAUACGAGGGAGACGAGCAGUGUAACGGCUGGCAAAGAGCCGAGGUGAUCCGUCUGGAGCAGGAUAUUUUCACGGCUCUGGCGGCUCAGGAGAAACUGUACGUCUACAAAACCGACCGAUUCUGGAGUCAGAUUAAAUCUGCAGGAUCAGCGAUCUACGCCAGUCGGCUGUAUCUGAACCAGUACCAUAAGACCCAUCCUGAGAGACUGGCCACCAAUAAGGACAGAGGACCCAAAGUAAUUGGAAAUGUUUACGUCCAUCCUACUGCUAACAUCGAUCCCACUGCUGUGUUGGGUCCAAACGUGUCAAUAGGAACCGGAGUGACGAUCGGGGCCGGGGUCCGAGUCAGAGAGUCCAUCAUCCUCCACGGAGCCACUUUACAAGAUCACAGCUGUGUGUUGAACAGUAUAAUUGGGUGGGACAGCACCAUCGGGAAGUGGGCGAGAGUGGAGGGAACGCCGAGUGACCCCAACCCCAACGACCCGUAUGCCAAAAUCGACAGCGAGACUCUGUUCAGAGACGGAAAACUGACACCAUCCAUCACCAUACUGGGCUGUAACGUGACGAUCCCGUCCGAAGUGAUCAUCCUCAACUCCAUCGUCCUGCCGCACAAAGACCUCAACCGCAGCUUCAAAAACCAGAUCAUCCUGUAACGGUUAUUCCACGUCUCGCAACGCGUUCGCCAAAAUAUCCUCUUCGGUCCUGUUUAGUACGAGGCUUUUACAUAGUACUCCAGUUUAGACAUAAUUCCCAAACUCACUAUUAAUGAACUUUUCUUGUUCAGUUACAGUAAUGACAAAUUUCCUCUAAGAGCCUUUUGUUUUUAUUCUAAUUAAUUAACAUAAUUAUUGUGAUAGUCCAAUAAAUAAUUCUAUUGGCUAAAGAUCACUUAGUAAAGUUUAACUACACUCAGGUCACGGAUCAUCCGACAUACUGGAUCUGGAUCACUGUGUGUUUAAUUUGUCAGUAAUUAAUUAGGUAUCAGGGGGUCAUGGUGUCUUAGUGGUUAGCACGUUCGCCUCACACCUCCAGGGUUGGGGGUUCGAUUCCCGCCUCCACCUUGUGUGUGUGGAGUUUGCAUGUUCUCCCCGUGCCUCGGGGGUUUCCUCCGGGUACUCCGGUUUCCUCCCCCGGUCCAAAGACAUGCAUGGUAGGUUGAUUGGCAUCUCUGGAAAAUUGUCCGUAGUGUGUGAGUGAAUGAGUGUGUGUGUGUGUGUGUGUGUGUGUGUGUGUGCGCCCUGUGAUGGGUUGGCACUCUGUCCAGGGUGUAUCCUGCCUUGAUGCCCGAUGACGCCUGAGAUAGGCACAGGCUCCCCGUGACCAGAGGUAGUUCGGAUAAGGGGUAGAAGAUGAAUGAAUAAUUGGGUAUCAGUUCACUGAAGAGCACCAGCAUGACGUUCAGGGCCUGUGGACGUUAUAUCUAAUUACAGUGAGCAGUGGGAAUUACGUUAACUCGUACAUAAACGCGUUUGUUAAUUAGCUAUAUAAUAAAGAAUAAAAUAAAACGGCGGUUUUUCACUGCAGCGAUGACGUCACCUCCAUUAUAAAAAGCAGAUGUGUCAAGGUGAGCAGUUCAGACACAGUUUAUGUUACAUUACUGAACAUGAGGCAGAUAUUUGUGUGUAUUCGUUGAUUUUAGUUCAGUCUGGUGCUCAGCUGUGAUUUACUCAAACAGGACAAAAGAUCCAAGCCUCAAUAUAAUCAUCUUUAUUUAUGCAAUUCCUCUAAGCUGCUUCAAGACGCAAAUAUUUAAAAAUACAGAUCAAUCUUCUACAUUUUCAUGAUGAAAUGUCAUGACUUUUUUUUUUCUGCCAAAAACGCACACUGUUUAUUCUCUAAAAGAACGUGAGCGACGUUCAGGAGCUUCCUGUGCUGAAGCAUUAAUAAUCAGGUCAUAAUGUUAAUGUGUGUGUUGUGUUUAAUAAAGUAAGUGUUAAAUAUAAA
Molecule: messenger RNA, 2734 nt
Organism: Tachysurus vachellii
Lineage: Eukaryota; Metazoa; Chordata; Actinopteri; Siluriformes; Bagridae
Gene: gmppaa
Product: GDP-mannose pyrophosphorylase Aa
Exons: 13
Coding region: 160-1443 (427 amino acids)
Biological process (GO): biosynthetic process
Cellular component (GO): cytoplasm
Molecular function (GO): transferase activity
Source: RefSeq, a predicted model, not a curated record